This is a messenger RNA of Wyeomyia smithii (pitcher-plant mosquito), 963 nucleotides long. RefSeq lists its product as uncharacterized. The record is from RefSeq and is a predicted model, not a curated record. Bases 69 to 914 code for a protein of 281 amino acids. Lineage: Eukaryota; Metazoa; Arthropoda; Insecta; Diptera; Culicidae. The transcript has 2 exons.
UAUACUUUCAACACUAGUCGUAUUCUGGUGACUGGUACGUGAAAUUGAAGCUACAACAGACUGUUACCAUGAACCGUUGGUUAGCGCUAUUCUGCAUGCUGAGCAUCCUCGGCGGAGCAUACUCGUACUACACACCAAUUUCAGUGGGUGCAAAUGCUCUGACUACGAUGUCUACUAGUCUGAAAACCAUAUCAACUACAGUUGGCAACUAUUAUGUAUCAUUGAACUUGGCCCGAACAAAAAUAUUUGCUGCUUUGAACGAUUUGACGCAAUAUGUCAAUGUGACAUACGGGGCAUUUAACACUACCUAUGGAGCUAAUCAACCUUUGUUGAACAGUUUUAUGUCAACGGUUGGCUACUUGAACCAAUCGGUUGCCCAAGGGGAUAAUCAGGUUACACAAGGCAUCAUCAACGAUUUCACCUCGCUGAGUCAAUACUUGCAACAAUCGAUUGAUACUAUAUUACAAAGUUUUUCGUCGCUAUCGUCCAUUACCUACAAUACAAAUGGUGACAACUGCACCCUCCGUAAUGCCACCCAAAUGGCAAAUGUUCCGAACGACCUCGUGAAUCUUGGUACUUGUUUGCAAGUGGAGUCGGAUCAGAUUACAGCUAUCGUUCCUAACGUUUUAAAUAUAAUUGGCACCGUCAAGAGUGAUUUAAUCCUGCUCAACAACCAGCUAAAGAUUUGCAGCUCGCAGUCGCCCUCAUGCAUCACCGAGUAUUUCAAUGAACUUUGGCAGGAAUAUAGCGCCUUUCAGAUGGAGUUAUACCUGCUUCAGAGUGUUGUUUCAUCUGCGCAACAAGAUGCCACCGAUCGCAACAGGUUUUGCGGAGAUCUAACUAAAGCAGAUGUUCAGGAUGAUAUCCAAAAUCUAAUGAUGGCUGUUUCGUCGUGUAUGUAUCCAAGCUCCUAAAAAUUUUACGCUUCUGGUGAUGUAUGAAUAAAAGUACAGCUAUUAAUAA